Molecule: messenger RNA, 4294 nt
Organism: Lethenteron reissneri (Far Eastern brook lamprey)
Lineage: Eukaryota; Metazoa; Chordata; Hyperoartia; Petromyzontiformes; Petromyzontidae
Product: protein FRA10AC1
Biological process (GO): dephosphorylation
Molecular function (GO): phosphatase activity
Source: RefSeq, a predicted model, not a curated record
CUCAACGAGCCCCAGCGUGGCGCUGAACCCCCCGGGUGCGAGCGGGUGGGCGCGCGUCCCUCGGCUGUCAUCCGCCGCCGCUUGAGCCCCCCACCCCUGCCACCCCCUCCGAUAAAACAGUCGGCGGCUUCACGAAUCUCUCCCGGAUCGUCGUCGUACUUUCGCAAGAAGACGGAAACAACAACAACCGAGAGUGUGUGGCAGUGAAGAUUAGUGAAGAUCGUAGAGACUCGGCAGAGCGGCACCAUGAGCAGCCACAACAGCCUCAACCUCCUCCACGCGCAAUGCGGCUACGACUCCGAGCUGAGCGAGUGUGGGAGCGAAGUGGACCCAUCUGAACGACAGGACCCCAGACGGCUUAAGAAAAAUGAUCCUUUAUUCAAGAAGCCGUUUGCGAAGAAUCGCAACUGCAAACUUGUACCCAAAAGCUUUGCCGCACAGGAAAAUGACAGGGAGGAGGCCAAGCAUCAGCGCACACAGUUGCUCGCUAUGGAUGCUUUUUCACGACACAAGAAAUUUGUCAACGACUACUUGCUCUACUACGGUGGGAAGAGGGAGGAUUUCAAACGGGUCAGUGAUCGAGACAAGACGGACAUGGAUGUCAUCCGGGAGAAUCAUCGCUUCCUGUGGGAAGAGGAGGAUGAGAGAGACAUGACCUGGGAAAAGAGGCUUGCCAAGAAGUACUAUGAUAAGAUGUUCAAGGAGUACUGCAUAGCUGAUCUGAGCCGCUACAAAGAGAACAAGGUGGGCAUGCGCUGGAGAAUAGAGAAAGAGGUAAUUUCUGGAAAAGGGCAGUUUGAGUGUGGAAACAAGCGCUGCCAGGAGUCGGAGGGCCUGAGAAGCUGGGAGGUGAACUUUGGUUACGUGGAGGCUGGCGAGAAAAAGAACGCCCUCGUCAAGCUGAGACUCUGCCCAGAGUGUUCCAACAAACUCAAUUACCAUCACAAAAAGAGAGAGGUGAAGAGGAAAAGAAAGGAAGAAAAGGAGGAGGAGCGGAGGAUGCGUAAGGAGAAGCGGCGUCGCUCCCACCACGGAGAGGGGACUCUGUCAGACACCGUGGAUGAUGAGGAGGGGUCUUCUUCGGAUGAGAGCAGGCAGCAGGUCGAUGCAGUGGCAGAAGGGUCUGGAGCAAGCAAGGAGCCCAAGAAGCCCAAGGAGAUGUCAGAGUCCGAUUACUGGAAGGGCCCAGUGCAGGAGACCGAGGAGAAGUGCAGGGAGGAUGAGUUUGAAGACUACUUUGAGGACAUGUUCCUUUGAGAAGCGGCUGCGCCACUCACUCCGCGCUCGGCUGGUUUCCCGCACCACUUGCAGGGGGCCUUCCUCGCCACGUUCGACACAAACUCUACCACACCACGUGUGGUGCACGCGCGUUACUCGGGAGGCACGUGACCUGGCAUGUCAAACAAAAAUCAUGAACCCAUUCUGUUUCAAUUAAACUCGUUUCACAGAAUGACAAGGUGACAGAUAUGAACUUUAACAGCAUUUAAUUAUACGGCUCGUGUGAUGGUAAAUUGGAGAAGAGAACACAAUUGUGAAAAAUGAUGGAUGAUAUUGGUCGCGAAAGCCUACGUGUUAAACAGACACAAUUGUGUGCCUUUCAAACUGGCCAGUUUUGUUGUUGAUUUUAGUGUGUGGUCUAAUUGGCACACCUUUCUUGAGGGGAGGUUGGAUUGGACUAUUAAAGAAUAUUAGCCUCCAGCUUCUUACAUGCGAUGGGUUUCCCCUCAAUGACACUCGGAGUGAUGACUCCACCACUUAACGCUUGCUUCCCGCUGUCGUUUGUGCAAAUGAGGCCAGAAUUAAUGCUUCUGUAAAUGCUUAAUCCCCCAUUAUCCUUGUACAGGAUAAUUGUGAUAUGAAUCCCGCUGCAAGGCACAGUCAAGUUGCAGCAUUGUUUGUUUACUUUGUGUUCAUUUUUGUGAAAUACAAAUUCAAUUUUACAGUUGAAUCACCCCAGAUUUGUGUUGUGUUUCUCUCUGUGAGUGCAGUUAAGUCUCGAUUUUCCGUCGGCAGAUUAUCUGGAUUGAGGAUUAACCGUGCUUGCAAAAAUAUAUCUUUACACAUGCGAUGGAACGGUCGUCUUAUUCGCCGCUAUUACGUUAAGAAACAAUAACAGAUGGCAUGAUAGGGCUUCACCUCCAUUUUCCAUGGGUAUACAAUACGUUUCUAUCGUCUAAUUUAUACAUGACUUGUGAAAUCUUUGUUUUUCUAUUUUAUCCGGACCCUCCUUCAGUACCGAUAUUCAAGAACUGACUCGAUUUUCACUUCGCUUUAACACGAACCGUAACGAAUCGACAGUGCUGCAUGAUGUACAUAUACUGUCAUUUUAGUACCAGCUACCUUCGAGGCAACUGUGCUCAUUCUCUGACAUGCCAAACUUUUGUGUCCCUUUUUGGACAUUCACACUUGAGAGUAAUCUCAAGUGUGAAUGUCCAGGUGUGAACACAAAAUGUCAUUGAAAUAUAUUACCCACAUUAUUUUUCAGAAUGUCUGGGCAGCCCCUUGUUUGAUUAAGUUAUUAACAUGCUAGCUGCCCACUAGUAUACAGUAUUGGGUAAACUGUGACAUGGCCGAGUGAUAGCGCGCUCACCACUUGUUGCAAAGGUUUACAGUUCAAAUCCAGUGGCCGCCCUGAUUAAUACUGCAGGUGUAUGAACUGUCAAAAAUAUACGCGGUCUGCUUCAGUGUCAUGGUCCAAACUUGAAAAAUCACCCGUGAACUAAUUGAUUGGGAUUAUACAAAGCCAGUAUUGCCUGCUCUGGUGGACCACAUAGCUUGUGUAAUUGGUGAUUUCUGGCUUCCUUCCCACUCGCCUGGUUUCUUGACCUAACGAGCCAGAUGGACCACAUGCCCCCCUUUCGUUGGUAAUCUUCCUGCUGAUCUGAAAUUAGUCAUGAGAAUAUCUCAACCUCUGAAUUCAAAUCAAAACAACCACGGUGAGAAAAGGCGCAGACACAUGAGUGGUGUGUGGAAAAUAACUUGGCAUGUAUACACAACCAGAAAGUCUCGCAAGAUCCCUGACUUUCGUCUGCAUUUCACGUGCGGCACAAGUGAUAUUCUGUGGAAAAAAAAUGCCUAAUGCUACUCGGAGCCAAGAGAAUUUGUAAAUCACGUAGCAGAUCACCCCUUGUGAUUUAAUUUGAGUCUUGUGCUUCCCCAAUUAAAGGCGCACACAGGCUCAGUCACACGGCUGCUUGUCCCAGGGCCUGCAUGAAAGAGCAGGUUGUGAAGCUGUUGCGUUGAGGUGGGGGUUUUUUCAGGUCAGUUUUGUACUCGCAUUUAAACCUCUCCCUAAUCCACACACUGCAAUGUAUGCCCCCUUACCCCUCGACAUCAUCUGGUGCCCCAAGAUGAUGGGGUCUGUUAUUCAGACACCAAGAGCUUACUAACUCCAAACUCGUGCCCUUGCUGGCGUGUGUCAAGAAGGGGGAGGGGGUUUGAGAGAGCAAUGCUAUCCCCUUUUUGCAGUCGUAGCGUGCCUCCAGCCCAGCUGGAAUAUCUGUCUCCGAACUGGGAAUAGAUCUUGCCAUGUGAGCCGCUCCAUGGAACAAAAAUGCUCCCAUUUUACAUCCACUUGCUGAAAUUUCAACGAUUUCUUUAUCAGCAAAAUGACCCACGUACAUUUUUUGUCUACCACCCUCUAUUGAUGGAGCAAUUGCACGCAAACAUAGCAGGGCCUUGCUGAUGAAACUAAAAGUGUAAAUCAGUCCAAGGCUGUGAUUUAAACAGAUUAUGUUCGGGAAGAAUGUAAUGUUUCAGCGGAUUGUGUUUCACAUGUACUGUCUGCAUAUCUGUAUGUUUGUGAAGCAGUUGCGGAACAUUGUAUUUGAUCCAUGCAUCGGUGUGAUGUGGGAAUAAUACUGCGAUUGUUUAAGAGAUGAUUAUGGGUAAUUGGAAUUGUAUUUGGGCUCUAUAUUAAGUUAAGGUCAGUGUUGAGGUACUUGGCACACGAAUCAAUUCAUUUUGAAGUGUAUACUCGAACACGAACAGGUCACGCCUCCAUCAUAUGGUACAUUUCCAUAAGGUUGUUUACACAUGGAAUCUCACUGGUUUUCAUGUAUUGGUUUUAAUGGCACCUCUAUUUAUGAACUGUUCCGCGUUACAGACAACUACGUAGAAGAUCUAUCGAAGUACAUUCGUAAAUGUGAUUGGCAGCACUGCGCCAUUCGAUAUUCAUAAGUUCAAGAAAGAAAUGUUUUAUAUUUGUAAAAUAAUGUACAUAUUGAGAGCUGUACAUAUACACAUUGAGGGCUUGUAAAAGUUCACGGAGACUGAAUAAAUGCUGUAUAACUUU